This is a messenger RNA of Haemorhous mexicanus (house finch), 1602 nucleotides long. RefSeq names its product liprin-alpha-3-like. The record is from RefSeq and is a predicted model, not a curated record. The transcript has 16 exons. The coding region runs from base 1 to 1602 and encodes 533 amino acids. Gene Ontology annotation, biological process: synapse organization. Lineage: Eukaryota; Metazoa; Chordata; Aves; Passeriformes; Fringillidae. Gene Ontology annotation, cellular component: presynaptic active zone.
AUGCGCCCCUCGCCCCCGCCCCCGCCCGAUGACAUCACCCCGCCGCGGCCCCGCCCCCCGCGCGCUCCCAUUGGCCCCUCGCUCUGCGGCCACGCCCCUCCCUCCCACCAGCCGCGGGGGCGGGGCCAGCGCGCCGCCGGCGCCCCGGGGCGCGCUCCCAUUGGUGUGCCCAGGUGCGCGCAGGUGUGCAGGAUGAUGUGCGAGGUGCUGCCCACCGUGUGCCCAGGUGCGCCCAGGUGCGCCCAGGUGCACGCAGGUGUGCAGGAUGAUGUGCGAGGUGUGCCCAGGUGUGCCCAGGUGCACCCAGGUGUGCAGGAUGAUGUGCCAGGUGUGCCCAGGUGCGCCCAGGUGCGCGCAGGUGUGCAGGAUGAUGUGCCAGGUGUGCCCAGGUGCGCCCAGGUGUGCCCAGGUGCGCCCAGGUGCGCCCAGGUGUGCAGGAUGAUGUGCGAGGUGCUGCCCACCAUCAGCGAGGACCCGCGGCGGGGCUCAGGUGCGGCCGAGGAGCCGGGGCUGGAGCAGCUGAUGGUGCAGAUGCUGCGGGAGCGCGAGCGGCUGCUGGAGACGCUGCGGGACACGCAGGAGGGGCUGAACACGGCGCACCUGCGGCUGCGCGACCUGGCGCACGAGAGGGACCUGCUGCAGCGCCAGCUCAACUGCGCCCUGCCGCAGGAGCUGGCGGCGCUGACCAAGGAGCUGAACCUGUGCCGGGAGCAGCUCCUGGAGCGCGAGGAGGAGAUCGCCGAGCUCAAGGCCGAGCGCAACAACACCCGCCUGCUGCUGGAGCACCUGGAGCACCUGGUGUCGCGCCACGAGCGCUCUCUCCGCAUGACCGUGGUCAAGCGCCAGGCGCAGUCCCCGGCCGGGGUCUCCUCCGAGGUCGAGGUGCUCAAGGCCCUCAAGUCGCUCUUCGAGCACCACAAGGCCCUGGACGAGAAGGUGCGGGAGCGGCUGCGGGUGGCCCUGGAGCGCGUGGCCGUCCUCGAGGAGGAGCUGGAGGUGUCCAACCAGGAGUCGCUGUCCCUCCGGGAGCAGCUGUCCCGGCGCCGCUCGGGCCUGGAGGACGCGGCCACCGACGGGGACAGCGCGGCGGAGCUGGAGGCGUCGCUGGGCCGGCAGCGCGUGGCCGCCCUGUGCCGCCAGCUGGGCCGGCUGCAGGACGAGGCCAGCGCGGCCCAGAGGGAGCUGGCCCGGGCCCACGAGGCGGGGGCCAAACUGCAGAGGGACCUCAAGGAGGCGCUGGCGCAGCGCGAGGACAUGGAGGAGCGCAUCACGACGCUGGAGCGGCGCUACCUGAGCGCGCAGCGCGAGGCCACCUCGCUGCACGACGCCAACGACCGCCUGGAGAACGAGCUGGCCAGCAAGGAGAGCCUCUACCGACAGAGCGAGGAGAAGGGCCGGCAGCUGCAGGAGUGGCUGGAGGACGCCAAGGCCAAGCUGACCCCAAUCGAGGAGAAGGGCCGGCAGCUGCAGGAGUGGCUGGAGGACGCCAAGGCCAAGCUGACCCUGACCCUGCAGAAGGCCGAGACCCUGCCCGAGAUCGAGGCCCAGCUGGCCCAGAGGGUGGCGGCGCUCACCAAGGUUUCUCUGCAAGCUGUAACAUAA